Molecule: messenger RNA, 1698 nt
Organism: Aspergillus sclerotioniger CBS 115572
Lineage: Eukaryota; Fungi; Ascomycota; Eurotiomycetes; Eurotiales; Aspergillaceae
Product: homeobox domain-containing protein
Exons: 5
Coding region: 1-1698 (565 amino acids)
Biological process (GO): embryo development; regulation of transcription by RNA polymerase II; anterior/posterior axis specification
Cellular component (GO): nucleus
Molecular function (GO): RNA polymerase II transcription regulatory region sequence-specific DNA binding; DNA-binding transcription factor activity
Source: RefSeq, a predicted model, not a curated record
AUGUCAAUCAGCGGACCGUGUGUCUGGCUGUCCUCGUUGUCGCCGCCCUCUAAUUCACAUCUGCCCGCCCUAACGAACCAUUGGUCGACAGCUUCCUGGAACAGUGAGCAAGCUUCGUUGAGGUCAAGGGCCUUGCCGUCUAGGCUGCCCGGAUCGUGGGAGAAAGAAGGCGAGCCAGCAAAGACGCCCGCCGCCGAAAUGCAGCCGCCUGUGCUGAAGGCUGAGAAUGCCUUCACGGCCGUGGCUCCAGCUGGUGCGUCGAGUCCAGCACAGCGCUCUGCGGCGCCUACGUCCUUCAACCAUCCCGAGAGUCGACACACACAGUCGGAGGGUGACAUAUCACGUGUGAAGUUGGAAAAGCUCAAUCACAGUGAAUUCCGCCUUCCGAGACCUCAAGGAACAGCCAGCCCUAGAGCUACAAAAGAGACAACCCCCGAGCCCAAAGAUAGAGAUGCUAUGGAACAGCAAGAAAAGGAUAAGGGGAAUGGUGACGCGGAAAUGGCUUGGUCCGAUGAUGGAGCUGGAUCGUCUGUAGGUGGUGACAGGAAACAGUCAUCAGAUUCUAAGAGUGAAAAGAAGAAGAUGAAGCGGUUUCGACUGACUCAUAAUCAAACCCGGUUUCUGAUGAGUGAGUUCACUCGUCAGGCACACCCGGACGCCGCCCAUCGAGAGCGACUAUCGAAAGAGAUUCCUGGUUUGACGCCGCGACAAGUCCAAGUUUGGUUCCAAAAUAGACGAGCAAAACUCAAGCGGCUUACCAGUAACGACCGAGAGCGUAUACUGAAAUCCAGAGCGUUACCUGAUGACUUCGAUACCACUCAAGUUUUACGCACUCCUUUCGAUCAUAAAACGCCAGCAGAGGCACCAAUGUUACUCACCGAUGGUCUGCCUCGACUGAACGACGAUGACUAUGUUAUAUCACCACUGAGUUCUGCUUCGACGACAAACGGAUUCUCAGCAGCCGCGGACAGGCAUUUCGAAAGCUAUGCCCAGCCUGGUGCCAUCCCGGGUAGAGGAGGGCCUGCCCUGUCCGAGCUACACAGAAAUAACCGCAGUGCUUUUCCGUUCCCAAGAUCCAGUAGCUUCUCCGAGUCAUCUUACAAUAGCGGACUCCAAUUUCCGGGGCGAUUCUCAAGACCUGGAGUGGAGCCCCUGAGUCAUCCCAGCAUGACGUAUGCUCGCCGUCCGGUAGACUACGCGUUGGGUCGGCCAGCCAACGGUAUGGUUGUUGGAUACGAUCACCAGCGAGCCUUGGAGGGCUCUGUAUCACCUACAGGUCCACCAGACCAGUCCAUUCAAUAUAAUGUAGACAGCCACAACCAGCAAAUACCUAACUACCAUUCUUCGCUAGCAAUGCCAGCUCCCAAGGGGUAUGGUGGCUUGGAAAUCAACUCUCACAUACAGCAACAUGGACGGCAGAUACCUGCUCUGCAAUCCGUACCGGUUUCGGAUGCGCCAGACUAUCGUCCCUAUUCAUACGACCAUCACCCAUACAGCAUGAACCACGCCAUGCCGUACUCUCAAUCCAAUGCUUCUAGCAUGAGCCUCCCUGCUUCAUUUCCCUCCGAUACGAACAACGUCUCCCAGGGAUCUGUCGUCACGUCUGCCGAAGACCGGAUGAACCACCCUCCACAACUACUAGACCCGCUCAGGGCAAAGUACGGCGGUCAAACAUUUGAAUAUGCCAAUUACCUAUAA